AUGCCCACAAAAGAGAAAAAACCGACGGAAACCGAAGGAGAGGAGAAGGAGCCAACGGCGAAAGGAAAGAGUAAGAGGGAUUCAAAAACGAGACAGAAGAUCUCCGAGGAGAAGACAGAAAGCACUGAGACACCUACAGAGAAGAGAAAAAAGAGCAAAUCUGUGAAAGAGAAAAAGAAAAAGAAGAAAAAUGAAGAUGUGGAUUAUGCUGAGGUCUACCAGGAAGAGCUGCUGAGCUAUCACACGGAGGAAUCGGAUGAUCAAGAAGAUGAAUUCAACAAAAAGAAAGUGUACGAGGCGGUGACUGUCACAGGUGAUGUUAAAGGCGCUGGGACUGAUGCUAAUGUGUUCAUCACCUUGUAUGGAGAGUUUGGAGUGACUCCCAAAGUUCACCUGGCCAGCAAGAGCAGAACAGCCUUUGAAAAGAACAAGACUGACGUCUUUCGGAUCAAAACACACAAUGUUGGGCCAAUAAAGAAAAUUAGAAUCGAGCAUGAUAACACGGGCAUGAGUGCCAGUUGGUUCCUGGACCGGGUUAUUGUGACUGACAUGAACAGGCCACACCUCCGAUUCUUUUAUGCCUGCAACAAUAGGCUGAGCAGAGAUGAGGGGGACGGACUUACUGUCCGAUAUCUGUUGGGUAGCCUGAACCCCAUGGACAUUCCAAAACAGAACAAGUACAUAGCCAGUGUCUUCACAAUGGAUGCUAAAGGCAGUGGGACCGACGCUGAUGUCUACCUCAAUAUUUUUGGAGAGUUUGGGGAUACAGGAGAACGGAAGCUGGUCAGCGAUGGAAAGGACAAUUUUGAGCGCGGUAAUGAAGACAAAUUCACCAUCGAAGCACCAAAUCUUGGCAGACUUCGAAAAAUCACCAUCGGACAUAACAACAAGGGGUCGUCUGCUGGCUGGGCGUGUGAUAAAGUUGUAGUAGAUGACAUGGGGAAUAAGGAGGUUUAUGAGUUUCCUGUCAAUGCCUGGUUUGACAUCUCAGAAGGGGACGGCAAAAUACAAAGAGAUGUGCUUGCCGGAGCCACGCAGCCAAUGGCGAUUGUGUAUAACGUACAGGUGAUGACGGGUGAUAUUCGUGGAGCCGGAACUAACUCUAAGAUCCACUUCGUCAUGCACGGGCGUAAGGGUAUUAAGAACAGUGGUAAGUUGUUCCUGGAGGGCGGCACGUUUGAGCGUGCUCAGAUCGACAUCUUUAACGUCGAGCUGCUGGAGCUGCUCAGCCCGCUCAGCAGAGUCACGAUCGGACACGACAACGCUGGAAUCAGCUGCGGCUGGUAUUGCGAAAAGGUGACGGUAUACUGCCCGUUCACAGGUUUAGAGCAGGUAUUUCCCUGCGGCAGGUGGUUGGAUGAAGAUGAUGGUGAUGGACUGGUGGAGCGAGAACUGUAUGAGAUGGUCUCACUCAGACAGAAAAAGCAAAAGAAAUUCCCCUGGUCUCUCAAGUUUAUUAAAUAUCGUGUGACGAUUUGCACGGGAAACAUCAGUGGAAGUGGGACAGAUGCCAGUGUUUAUUCAAACAUCAUUGGUGACUUGGGAGACACUGGAGAGCGUCUGAUGUUCAUGAGCCAAAACAACGCUAACAAGUUUGAGAAAGGAAACCAUGAUGAGUUCCUGGUAGAGGCGGUCACACUGGGACAGAUCAAGAGGGUUCGGAUUGGUCAUGACGGACGAGGCGGAGGAUGUGGUUGGUUCCUGGAUAAGGUGAUGAUCAGAGAGGAGGGGCAACCUGAGGCGUCAUCCAUCGAGUUCCCAUGUUACAGGUGGCUGGAUCGUAAUGAAGACGACGGGCAGAUUUUGAGAGAGUUAGUCCCUACUGAUGAUGGUCAACGUUUGUUCACUGUUGAUUAUCACAUUGCUAUAAAGACAGGCAGUAUUAAUGGUGCCAGCUCAGAUUCGAAGGUGUUCGUAAAGCUGUACGGAGAGAAAAACGACACCAACAAGAUGCUGCUGGUCGUCUCCGAUAACGACCUGGGGAACUAUUUUGAGACAGGACAGACGGACAUCUUCACCAUAGAGACCUUUGACAUUGGCAAGAUAAACAGGUUGCUGAUUGGCCACACUAACGAGGGUCUGCAAGCCGGUUGGUACCUGGACAGCGUUCAGAUCUGGGUGCCGGUGCACGGGGUGCAGUACAUGUUCCCCAUUCACCGCUGGCUCUGUAAGGACGAGGCUGAUGGGAAGGUGGAGGUGGAAAUCUAUCCAAGUGAGAUGCUGGAGAUUGAGAAAUUGAUCAAUUAUGAAGUUACCGUGGUGACAGGAGACGUGUGGACCGGAGGGACAGAUGCGAACGUCUUCCUGCAGAUUUACGGUGAGGAGGGAAAAACCGAACUAAUACAGCUGAAGAGCCGAUCCAACAACUUUGAGAGAGGAACCACUGAGAUCUUUAGGAUCGAGGGCCUAGAUGUGGGACGGGUCUAUAAGAUCCGAAUCGGCCAUGACAGCUCGGGAAUAGGGGCUGGAUGGUUCUUGGAGAAAGUGGACGUUAAACGGCUGGUCAUGGCAAUGGUGAAACCAGAGAAGAAAGAGGAGGACAAGAAAGACAAAAAGAAGAAAAAGAAGAAAAAGGAGGAAGAAGAAUCCCCAGGUGAACUGAAGGAGAUUGUUCGAACUUUCAGUUUCCCAUGUGGCCGAUGGCUCGCUCGUGAUGAAGAGGAUGGAGAGAUACUCGUGGAGCUGCGUGCUGAGGAUUAUGAAGAUCUGGAGGAGAAUUCAUACGAGGUUCAUGUGUUCACUGGGGAUAUGCUGGGGGCCGGAACCGAUGCAAGUGUUUACAUCAACAUCUAUGGAGAAAUGGGCGACACGGGCGAGAGAAAACUACGCAAGUCAAACCACCUUAACAAGUUUGAGCGCGGACAGGAGGAUGUGUUCACGAUCACUGGGAUGGAUCUGGGGCCCUUGAAGAAACUGAGGAUGCGUCAUGACAACAAGCAGGCGAAUGUUGCAUGGUAUCUGGACCGCGUCGAGAUCUUUGAUGUGAAAGAUGAAACCAUGUAUUUUUUCCCCUGUCAGCGCUGGUUGGCGGUUGAUGAAGAUGACGGGCAGCUGGGCCGUGAAUUAGUGCCAGUAGACGAGGCUUUCAUGAAGAGAGAUGGAGAUGAAGAAGAGGAGUCCUCGCCUGCUCAACUCGGACUAGAGCAAAAAGCCAUGUCAACCACAUUCACAAUGAGAGUAAAAACAGGGGAGAAGAAGAGCGCCGGGACAGAUGCAAACGUUUAUGCUAUUCUUUACGGAACCAAAGACGACACUGGUAUCAUUAAUCUAAAGGCGUUUAAGAACCAUUGGAACAAGUAUGAGUUUGGACUGAUUGAUGAGUUCACCAUUGAGGCAGUGGACAUCGGAAAACUCAAGAGAAUCCGCAUCGGCCACGACAACGCAGGUGUGUCUCCAGGCUGGUUUUUGGACUGGGUAGAGAUCGAUGCUCCGUCUCUGGGUCAGCUGCUGCUCUUUCCAUGUGGCCGUUGGCUGGAUAAAGGAAAAGACGAUGGUGCCAUUGUCAGAGACCUGUACCCUAAUGAACUGCAGACAGUACUAUACACACCCUUUGUUCCCUAUGAGAUUAAAAUCUUCACCAGUGAUAUAUUUGCUGCGGGAACGGACGCAGACGUCUUCAUCGUUCUGUACGGGCAGAACGGAGUGUGUACAUCUCAGAAGUCUCUCUGCGUCAACAAGAGAGAGAGGAGGAUGUACUUUGAACGAGGGGCGGAGGACAUGUUCAUUGUAGAGUUGGAGGACAUUGGCGAUAUCAUUGAGAAAAUCCGUAUCGGUCACGAUAAUCGAGGGGUGAACCCUGGCUGGCAUUUAGACCGUGUGGAAACUCGCCGACUUCUCCGGAAAGGGAAGGGCUCUGAGACUGCAAUAUUCCCGUUUGAGGGAUGGUUGGCUCGCUCGGAGGAGGACGGUGAGACGAUUCGAGAGCUAGUACCGUCUGACAUCAUCGUAGAGAAACUUUCACGAGACGGAACCCUCAAAGCCAUUGAGACAGAGGUGGAUGACGCACUGGAGAUUCACACAUAUACAGUGACGGUGACCACGGGGGAUGUGUAUGGAGCGGGAACCGAUGCCAACGUGUUCAUCACUCUUUACGGAGACAUGGGCGACACUGGAGAACGCAAACUCAGCAAGUCUGAGAACAGCAAUAAGUUUGAGAGAGGAUCGGUGGACACAUUCACCCUGGAGGCUGUGGAUCUGGGCCAGGUGUUCAAGAUCCGCGUUCGCCAUGACAACAGGAUGCUGAGUGCUGAUUGGUACCUGGAACAGGUGGAAGUGGUGGACCAAGAUACGGAGGAAGUGUUUCUGUUUUUGUGCGAGCGAUGGCUUUCGAGAAAGAAGGAGGACAAACGGAUCGACAGGGUGUUCUACGUUAAGGGGUAUGAGGGAGAGCGAGAGACUGCCUUCUGUCCAAUUAAAAAAGUGACAAAUCUGGACAGCAACAUGAACAAGAAAAACAAGAAACGGCAUUCAGAGGAAGAAGAAGACGAGGAAGGAUCAUUGAUUCCCUACCACUUCUCGGUGGCGACGGGUUGGGAUUGGGAUGCUGGGACGAGUAGCCGAGUGUAUGUCAUCAUCAUAGGAAAGAAGAACAAAAAGACAGAUCGCCUCUGGCUCGACUUGGAUGGGAAAAACGGAUUCCUGCCUGGAUCCUUGGAUUACUUCAUCUGUUACGGAACUGAUGUUGGGGACAUCAAGAAAGUGGAAAUGAUCUAUGAGGUAACAGUGAUAACAGGAGAUGUCCAGCACGCAGGUACAGACACACAGAUCUACAUGACUGUGUUUGGAGUCUACGGCACGUCAGAGGAAAUGCUGCUGCCAAAAUUAGAGGACAGAUUUGAACGAGGGCAGAAGGACACAUUCAAUCUGGAGAUUGAGGAUAUCGCUCCUUUGAGAAAGAUGAGAGUGCGUAUAGAUGGUUCUGGAAGCAGACCCGACUGGUUCCUGGAUAUGAUUGAACUGCAUAACCUGCAGACGGACGAAGUGGCGUUAUUUAUGUACGAGGAAUGGCUGUCUCGCUCAUACGGGCCCAAGCGAACGCUCCUCUGCGAGAUGCCUGCAGUAAUAAAUGACGAGGAAAUGGUGGAGUUCACCACCUACACCGUUUCUGUGAAGACCAGCGAUAUAUCUGCGGCUGGAACCGAUGCUAAUGUGUGGAUGAUUAUUUUCGGAGAGAACGGUGACACUGGAACGCUGACUCUGAAAGAAAGCAACAACACCAACAAGUUUGAGCGCAAACAGACAGACACGUUCCGUUUCCCUGACAUCCUCAGCUUGGGCGAGCUCUCGAAAGUGCGCAUUUGGCACGACAACUCAGGUCUGGCUGCCGGUUGGCACCUGGAGUAUGUAGACGUGCAUGAUGACAUCUUGGGGAAGAAGUUUCGUUUCCAGUGUGACCGCUGGCUCGCCAAGAACGAGGAUGAUGGACAGAUAAUGAGAGAGCUGGCGUGUGCCAACAGCGAUGCAGUGGAUUUUGAUGAUAAAACCAAAUAUGAAAUCUUGGUCACGACAGCAGAUAUGGAUGAUGCUGAAACCAAAGAGAACGCCUGGAUCGUUCUAGAAGGGAAGAAAGGACGUUCCAAAGAGUUUGUGUUGGAGAACUCGACUAAAAAGAAGCGUUUUUUGCGAGGCGCUAAGGACCGCUUUGAGUUCUCCUCCAAGGAGCUGGGAGACAUCGCUAGUAUCUGUCUGGGACACAUCCCUAAAGAUGGCAAGAAAGUCAAAGUGGAAGCCUCCUGGUUUGUGGAGGAGGUUGUUGUCACGGAGAAGGAGCUGGGCAAUAAGUAUAUCUUCCGUUGUGACGCCGCCAUCCCUCUUUCCUCAAAACGGGAUGAGUUCCAAACUUUCGAGUGCAGCAAGUUCAUCGAGAGCUUCACCAGCAAGGCCCAAAGCCUCGUACCUGUAAAAUACGAGCUCAUCGUUAUCACGGGCGACGAGAAGGGCGCAGGCACAGACGCCAACGUCUUCAUCACCAUCUUCGGCUCCAACGGCGACUCCGGCCAGAGGCAGCUUACCAAGAAGUUCCAGAACCUGUUUGAGCGCGGCCAGACGAACCGGUUUAUUCUGGAACUGCUGGGCCUGGGCGAUCUGCUCCGCAUACACGUGGAACACGAUAACUCUGGACUCAGUCCCGGAUGGCUUCUGAGCAGGAUCGAGAUUACAAACACGACCAACGCUGUGACCACAAUCUUCAUUUGUGGGAAAUGGCUGGACAAAAACAAAGCGGACGGGAGGAUAAAGCGCGUGAUCUAUCCAAAGUAUUGACAUUUAGUCAACCAGUCAAUGGUCCAGUCAGUAUUACUAAUGAAUAUUCAUUACACGACAUGGUCAUAUCAACGAUCCUUUGAUUGUUUACACACUAAUGUCGUACCACACCUGUAUGACUUUGUGAAACACAAAAGAAGAUCUCAGUGUUUUUUGUCUAUACUGUUGACAGCCAAUGGGAUCCGAUGUUGUUUGGACCAAAACAAUAUCUUCUUUUGUGUUCAACAAUAGAAAGAAAGCCAUACAGGUUUGGAUGUCCAUUUUUGGGUGAAUUAUCCCUUUAUAGAUGAGGUAACCUCUUUGAUGUUUUCCAGCCACAGCUAUAAGUAAAUCAUGACUAAGCUGAUGGUUGUAAGCUAUACCUGCGUUUCAUUCAGAUCAGAAAGUCUUAUUCCUAUUUCGAAAGAAUACCAACUUAAAGUCUGAAUUAUUGUAUUUUUGCCAUUCGUUUGGUCCCUAAUGGAUUAGAAAUUACAUACUUCACCAUUAAAUUGUAAUGAAAUUUCAUUAAGAGAUCCCUUAAUGUUGUUGCUAAGAAAACUCAUAAUUAUACAUGGAAAAAAGUUUAGUCACAUACAUUUGAGAAAUUUCACAGGG
This is a messenger RNA of Sinocyclocheilus grahami, 6858 nucleotides long. RefSeq names its product lipoxygenase homology domain-containing protein 1-like. The record is from RefSeq and is a predicted model, not a curated record. The transcript has 40 exons. Gene Ontology annotation, molecular function: protein binding. Lineage: Eukaryota; Metazoa; Chordata; Actinopteri; Cypriniformes; Cyprinidae. Bases 1 to 6261 code for a protein of 2086 amino acids.